Xenia sp. Carnegie-2017 is the source of this 1140-nucleotide messenger RNA. RefSeq names its product centrosomal protein of 290 kDa-like. Lineage: Eukaryota; Metazoa; Cnidaria; Anthozoa; Malacalcyonacea; Xeniidae. The record is from RefSeq and is a predicted model, not a curated record. The transcript is spliced from 5 exons. The coding region runs from base 4 to 1059 and encodes 351 amino acids.
AUAAUGAUUGACAUAGUGAUUGGCAUUAGAAACCUGAAGGAAAAGCAUGUCAGUGAUGAAAAACGUCGUCUUUCGUUAUCUGAUGUCAUCGACUAUGAAAAAGUGAUAUGUGAAAAUGCACAUUUGCGUGCCAGUGAAGAGAAAUUGACAAAAGAGAUUGCUCUACUUGAACAGAAACGCCGAGAAAAUGAAAAACUGAACUGCGAAAAUCUAAAACUGAACAACGAAAAUAUAAAACUGAACAACGAAAAUCAAAAACUGAACACUGGUUUAAAGGAAUUCGAAGACGAAUUACAAGAUUUGAAGUUUGAGUUCCGUGAUCUACAAGAUGAACACGAAGAACUUAAGACUUCGCUUGGUAACAAAGACGGCAUUCAUGCAACUACGAUCGUCGCUGUAGAUAAAACCAGUGAGAUUGAAAUACUGCGCGCGAAAAUCGACGCUUUGGAAAGCGAUGCGGAACGUUAUCGCCGUGCAAUCGGAGAGCUCGACAAAACUAACAAAUCGUUUCAAGAAAGGGAGUUGGAGUUGCAGAACGCCGAUAGAGAAAAGACGAUGCAUCUUGACAUCGCCGUGAAAAAGAUACGUGCUUUGGAAAAAGACGUUGGUAUGUUUGCCAGACAGAGCAGUGAGCUCAAAGCUGAGAUAAGGGCUCUAAAAAAUCGCGAUCACGAAUCUACUUUUGAUUUAAUGCACGGUGAACCAGCCAGUUCAUCCAACGGUGAGCCCGUGGGUGUUGUGGGCAGCGUCGCUGUAUUUUCACUAAGCGCUCGACUGGAAAGAAUGAAUGCUGAAAAGAAAAAGAUCGAGGCUGAAUUGGCCAACGCACAAAAGAAAGUGGAGAGUUUGACGAAUGAGAAUGCCAAUGUGAAGAAAAAGAAUCACGAGAUCGAGUGUAAACUUUUGAAAGUUAUGAUGGCUGAAAAUAUCCAAAAGCCAGAAAAGGUUGAUGUAGAAGCUAAACAUGAGUCGAGUAUUGACGUUGCGACGGAUAAUGGACAGCAACCCGCCUUAGGGCAAAUGAAGCGUAAAAAAGCGAGAAAGAUUAUUUUAUUGUAGCCAGUCAAACGUCAACAAAGUCGCGUGAAAUGAAUUCUGAUAACUUCAAACAACAAAAAUGGAAUGAAAAUGAAAAUUCGU